AUGAGAGGUAUAGCAUCUUGUUACAACGAACAUGCCAUUAGAGUGUCUGAUUCAUAUUGUUCAAGGCCUUCAAACCAGGCUUUUCUCUGUCCAAAGUUGAACCAUUCUUCCAGAGAUUCAGUCACAUGCAUGUACAAAGUCAACUUGAUCUCAACGCUACAACGAGUACUCUUCAUCACACUAACAUGGACCAAGAAACUCAUGGGUCAAGGCUUCACCAUAACCAUCACAAAUUCCGGACAUUCCCCUUCUAAAUUCAAUGCAAGGCAAUUGAUGAGAAAGAUCAAAGGCAACCAAACGUUCAAAUCCCACAACUUUGAAAUCCAAGUCCUGUGGGAUCUCUCUGAUGCGAGAUACGAGGAAGGCCCAGAACCAGUUGGUGGGUUUUACGUCGUCGUUUUGGUGGAUUCUGAAUUAGGCCUGCGCCUCGGUGAUAGAACCGAAAGUGAAGAUCAAUCGUUGAACUUGGACGUGAAGGAAGCGAAAUUCUCAAUGGUUUCAAGGAGUGAGAGAUUUUCUGGCACUGCUGUUUAUGCAACGAAGGCAAAAUUUUCUGAGAAUGGGAUUGCACAUGACAUAGUGAUAAAGUGUGGUGCGGAAGAAGAAGGGUCAAAGAGUCAUGUUUUGUCUGUGUGUGUGGACAAGAAAACGAUGUUCCAGGUUAAGAGGUUGCGGUGGAAUUUUCGUGGGAACCAAACAAUUUUUGUUGAUGGUUUGGUUGUGGAUAUGAUGUGGGACGUUCAUGAUUGGCUUUUCAAUCCAAAUUCUGCUUCUGCAGUGUUCAUGUUCAGAACAAGGAGUGGCUUAGAUAGUAGGCUAUGGUUGGAGGAGAAAACUUUGCAGAAUCACAAGGAACAGGACAGAAUUGGGUUCUCUUUGUUGAUAUGUGCCUGUAAGAAUUCUGACUAA
Molecule: messenger RNA, 909 nt
Organism: Abrus precatorius (Indian licorice)
Lineage: Eukaryota; Viridiplantae; Streptophyta; Magnoliopsida; Fabales; Fabaceae
Exons: 1
Coding region: 1-909 (302 amino acids)
Source: RefSeq, a predicted model, not a curated record